Molecule: messenger RNA, 840 nt
Organism: Cuculus canorus (common cuckoo)
Lineage: Eukaryota; Metazoa; Chordata; Aves; Cuculiformes; Cuculidae
Product: pleckstrin homology domain-containing family A member 4-like
Exons: 7
Coding region: 76-840 (254 amino acids)
Source: RefSeq, a predicted model, not a curated record
CCCCCGCCCCGCGAAGAACGGAGCCUCUGUCCCCGAGGGGACAAUGGGGACAUUGACACCCCCGCAGGGCCCCGUAUGGCAGAGGAGCCCCCCCGGACCGGGGCCGGCACCCAGCCAUGCCGGGCCGUGGCGAGGGUCCACACCUUCGGGAAGGGGGAGCGGGCGCUGCGGAGGGACCCCCAUACCCCCCCAUCCAUGAGGGGUUGGCUGCACAAACAGGACAGCUCGGGACUGCGGCUCUGGAAGCGCCGCUGGUUUGUGCUGGUGGAUCUCUGCCUCUACUACUAUCGGGACAGCAGCGAGCAGCGAGUGCGGGGGGGGCUCCCCUUGCCUGGCUACGAGAUCCGUGUGUUGCACCCCACGCCCCGCGCCCCCCGCUUCCCCUUCACGGCCGAGCACCCCGGGAUGCGGACGUACUGCCUGGGGGCUGAGACCCCCGAGGAGCUGCAGGCCUGGGUCUGCGCCCUACGCCGGGGAGCAGCGCCCCUGCCCAGCUCCCCCCGCUCCCUCUCGCUGCAGGAGCCCCAGAGUGGGGGGACCCCCUCACCCCCAUUGCCUGCCCACCCCCUUGUCUGGCGCUCCCUGUGCCCCCCAAGUGUGGAGCUGCGGGGGCUCCCCAUGCCUUCUCCUCGCCAUCCUCCCGUUCCUCUGCCACCUCUCAAUAAGGAGGCGCCCCCGGCACGUGGCGAGCCCCGCAGGACGGAAGCCGAGCUGAAGCCCCGCCCCCGUGGAGCCCUGGCCAAUCAGCAGCCUUUCCUUCCGGCCGCCGCGGGGGGGGGACGCGGCGGAGCGAGACCCCGCGACCAAUCAGCCGCCGCCUGCUCCGGCUGCCUCUUCUGA